AUGUCUCUCUCUUUACCCAAGAGUAAAAAAUGUCUCUCUCUUUACCCAAGAGUAAAAAAUGUCUCUCUCUCUUUACCCAAGGUAAAAAUGUCUCUCUCUUUACCCAAGAGUAAAAAAUGUCUCUCUCUUUUUACCCAAGAAGUAAAAAUGUCUCUCUCUUUACCCAAGAGUAAAAAUGUCUCUCUUUACCCAAGAGUAAAAAUGUCUCUCUCUUUACCCAAGAGUAAAAAUGUCUCUCUCUUUACCCAAGUAUGGCUCUCUGUCUUCCUUCCUACCCCCCUCUCUCUGUCUCCCUUCCUUUCUCCCUCUCUCUGUCUCCCUUCCUUUCUCCCCUCUCUCUGUCUCCCUUCCUUUCCCCCUGUCUCCCUUCCUUUCCCCCCUGUCUCCCUUCCUUUCCCCCCCUGUCUCCUUCCUUUGCCCUGUCUCCUUCCUUUUCCCCUCUCUCUCCCUUCCUUCCCCCCUCUCUCCCUUCCUUCCCCUCUCUCCCUGUCUCCCUCCUUUUCCCCUCUCUCCCUUUCUCCCCCCUCUGUCUCCCCUUCUCCGUCUCCCUUUCUCCCCCCUCUGUCUGUAUCUCCUCUGUAUAUCCAUUCCCCCAGAUUGUAA
Acanthosepion pharaonis is the source of this 603-nucleotide messenger RNA. Lineage: Eukaryota; Metazoa; Mollusca; Cephalopoda; Sepiida; Sepiidae. The record is from the annotation of a GenBank genome assembly.